Molecule: messenger RNA, 1383 nt
Organism: Nerophis ophidion (straightnose pipefish)
Lineage: Eukaryota; Metazoa; Chordata; Actinopteri; Syngnathiformes; Syngnathidae
Gene: dusp22b
Product: dual specificity phosphatase 22b
Exons: 7
Coding region: 145-696 (183 amino acids)
Biological process (GO): positive regulation of JNK cascade; protein dephosphorylation; regulation of cell population proliferation
Cellular component (GO): cytosol
Molecular function (GO): protein tyrosine/serine/threonine phosphatase activity
Source: RefSeq, a predicted model, not a curated record
CGAGCAGAAGAGCUGCGUUCUCGAUAGACUCGCUCACUUCACCCACUGGGCGAGUAUGUAACCAAAGUAAGUGGCAUUUUGGAACUCAGUCGAGUGUUAUAUUUAUUUUCCUCGAGUGAGUUUGUAUUUUUCCCCCCUGUCGACAUGGGCAAUGGCAUCAACAAGGUCCUGCCUGACUUAUACUUGGGGAAUUUCAGAGACGCGAGAGACCGAGAACAGUUAGCCAGGAACAACAUCACCCACAUCCUGUCCAUUCAUGACACUGCAGCACCCAUCCUCCAGGAGAUGACCUAUCUCUGCAUUUCAGCGGCCGAUCUGCCCACGCAGAACCUGACUCAGCAUUUUAAACAAAGUAUCACGUUCAUGCACGAGUCCCGGAUAAAAGGAGAAGGCUGCUUGGUUCACUGUCUGGCGGGCGUGUCCCGCAGCGUCACCCUGGUGGUGGCCUACAUUAUGAUGGUGACCACACUGGGCUGGAAAGAGGCUCUGGCUGCAGUGAGGGUGGUCCGGCCCAGUGCGGGUCCUAACCUGGGCUUCGAGCGCCAACUCCAAGAGUUUGAGGCGACUCAAGUUGAUGAAUUCAGAGAUUGGCUCCAAAAGGAGUUCAAGAACCGCACUUUCAAGGAUGAAGAUGAUGUUCAGGAGCUGCUCGCCAGACCUUCUAAAGUCAACAGCGAGAAGGCUGAAAGCCAGUAACGGACCCCACAGGAAGCCUUGUGAGAUCUUUUUUUACGGGCGACUGACAUCCUUCUAUACUGUAAACCAGGGAUGUCAAACUGGUUUUCAUUGAGGGCCACAUGGCAGUUAUGGCUGCCGUCAGGGGGCCGCGUGUAACAGUGAAUUUUGCCUCUGGAUUUCAUUAAUAAUUGUAUAAAUAGUUUAACGUAGACUAUCAAUUUUACAGUAAAAACUUAACAUUUACAUUUUUUUACUGUAAAAUAUUGCGUUUUUUUUACGGUAAAUAUAAAAAAUAUUAACACAGUACAUCUGUUUUGUUUUUUGUUUUUUUUACGGUAAAAGCUGGCAGCAUAUUUGACAAUUUUUUUGUGUUAAAUUGACGUUGGUUUUUACAACAUUAUAUUGUGAAUGCAAAAACAGUACAUGUUCUUUUUUUAUUCUGGCAACUUAGCUGCCAGUUUUUCUACCAUUUACAGUAAUACACCGUUAAAAAACCCCCAAGAUUUUACAGUAAAAAUAUGGCAGCUCAGUCAACAGAAUUUCAACGCUAAAAAAUGGCUAGUAUGCUGUAAAAUCAUAAGUCAAGCAAAUAUUUAAGUAUUUAUUUUUAUUUAGACAUAAACAUGUUUGGAAAGUAUGAUAAUAUUCUGUAAUAUUUGUUCCAAUAAUGGAUACUAUUAAAGUUUAAAAGGUUUGCAAUUUCAA